Messenger RNA from Erpetoichthys calabaricus (reedfish), 2254 nucleotides. RefSeq names its product microtubule-associated protein RP/EB family member 1-like. Bases 213 to 1022 code for a protein of 269 amino acids. The record is from RefSeq and is a predicted model, not a curated record. Gene Ontology annotation, biological process: protein localization to microtubule plus-end; regulation of microtubule polymerization or depolymerization; spindle assembly. NCBI's taxonomy places the organism in Eukaryota, Metazoa, Chordata, Cladistia, Polypteriformes, Polypteridae. Gene Ontology annotation, molecular function: microtubule plus-end binding. Gene Ontology annotation, cellular component: cytoplasmic microtubule; spindle midzone; microtubule plus-end. The transcript has 7 exons.
CAUGACGUCACGUGCGUGUUGAAGAAAUUCAAGGUUUAAGGAACGGAAGAGGGUUUCGGCGAAGGAAAGGAGAAGUUGAGAUAAUAAUUACAAAACACAGAAGAAACAAAAAAAAAGGAAAAGAGACUUCCUAUAAACUACUUUCCUUCCAACCACCACAUUCCCCUCGCUGGCUUAACUACUCGUGACACAGACGUAAGAGUUUAAUAAAGAUGGCAGUGAAUGUAUAUUCAACCUCCGUGACAAGUGAUAAUUUAAGUCGACAUGAUAUGCUGGCCUGGAUCAAUGAAUCCUUACAAAUAAACCUUACAAAGAUUGAAUUGCUUUGCUCAGGUGCUGUAUAUUGCCAGUUCAUGGACAUGCUUUUUCCAGGCUGUGUGCCACUGAAAAAAGUUAAAUUUCAAGCAAAGUUAGAACAUGAAUUUAUUCACAAUUUCAAAAUUUUGCAAGCAGGCUUCAAGAAAAUGGGUGUUGAUAAAAUUAUUCCAGUGGACAAGUUAGUUAAAGGCAAAUUUCAGGAUAAUUUUGAAUUUGUUCAGUGGUUUAAGAAAUUUUUUGAUGCUAACUAUGAUGGAAAGGAGUAUGAUCCAGUUGCUGCUAGACAGGGUCAAGAAACCGCUCCUGCAUCAAACCUUGCCGCUCCUGUGCUGAACAAGCCCAAGAAAAUACCAAGUACGGGUAGUGCUGCUCCUCAAAGAGCCACAGCAGUAACAAAGACAGCACCGGCCCCCCCCAGACCUGUUACAGGACCAGCUAGGAGAGCACCAGGUACAACAGGAAAUGGAGAUGAAGAAAAGGCAGAGCUUAUUCAGGAGAUAAACCUACUAAAAAUUACUAUUGAAGACAUGGAGAAAGAGCGUGAUUUCUACUUUGGCAAACUGAGAAAUAUCGAACUUAUCUGUCAGGAGAAGGAAGGUGACAAUGAUCCAACAUUGCAGAGAAUUGUUGAGAUUUUGUAUGCCACUGAUGAAGGUUUUGUGAUUCCCGAUGGAGACUCUCCGCAGGAGCAAGAGGAAUACUAAGUUUCUUUCCCAAUGUGUUAACUGCCUGUACUCCCCACCAAAUCAUGUUAUGCGUUUGGUUCUGUACAAACUUUAUAUGAAAAUGUUGUGUAAGUGGGAAAAAUCCAGUUGAGUACCUCUUUUUGUAAUGCUUGCACUUUGCAAAAUAUUUGGACCUUGAUGUGAAUAAAUAUGAAUUUGUCCACAGAGAACUAUAUUGUUUAAAAGUAUUACACAAACCAGUCAAGUGGGUUUUUUUUCCCCCCCACUUUGUUUUCAGGGGAGAUCAGGAAAUAUUGACUUUUCGGAUCUCUUUUUUUUUUUUCAUAAGUUCACUUUUCACCUAAGUUUUAAAAGCACACUUUUAAUAUUCAUGAAAAUAAACUACAGGUCUGAUAUUUAAUGUUUUCUUAUUUUUGUUAUGCAAACUUAAAGCUACUAUUUUUUAGUUUCUAGUAUCUGGAAGAGCAAAGCUUUACAGAGAUUGUAUUCCCGGAGGAUAAAUUCAUGAUGACAGAAUUUUGGGCCAGUGAGGGUAGCAGUAGUGACUAAUUGUGAACAUUGCUAUGGGUUUAACUGUGAUUUAAGCAAUGUCUGCUUAAUUUAACUUGCAAAAGGAAUAGUACUGAAAUUUAUUUGGCCCAUAAGUGGGUUGUGCCAUGUAUGGGUGUUAUUUCCCUGCACAGCAUCAUUAGACUUUUGAUCUGUUUCUCUUUUACAUUUUGUUUCUAGGCAAAACACAUAUAGUGCUUUAUAUUUUGAAGCUUUUGGAGAAUUAGCGUGGUUUCUUUUCCCCCAACCCCUUUGUACAGUAGCUGUGCAGGGGAAGUUGGAGUCUUUGCAUUAUCAAUUGAUUGAUAUUUAUGUAUAAAUGUGAAAUUCUGAUGUGUUUGCCUUUUAUUGGAAAUUGCACCUUCCCAAAUACAGUGCUGUUAGCACUUCUAAUUCCAGUAUGUGUUUGAAACAAAUUUACAGUUGACUUUAGUUGAAAUGUGUGCACAGAAGGGGGAUCAUUGUGGGGGGUGUGUUUUUAAUAAUCAUACACAAGCAAUGAGUGGUUAGGAUUUAAUGGCUGUAACAAAAGUGUGAUUGAAAGUUUCAUCUAAAUACUUCUGAAUAGUUUAUCUGGGUAUCACCUCUCCAGCCUUGUUUUACUUUGCUCAGUUAAAGGUUGGCUUUUGUUACUGUUUUAUAUUUUUUGGAAAGUUUCAUGUUUAAGUGAAAAAAUCUGUAAAUAAACUAAUUGCCAAAAA